Helicoverpa zea (corn earworm) is the source of this 1431-nucleotide messenger RNA. RefSeq names its product serine/arginine repetitive matrix protein 1-like. The transcript has 2 exons. Bases 1 to 1431 code for a protein of 476 amino acids. The record is from RefSeq and is a predicted model, not a curated record. NCBI's taxonomy places the organism in Eukaryota, Metazoa, Arthropoda, Insecta, Lepidoptera, Noctuidae.
AUGGAUAGUAAUAUUAAAAAAAACCCAAACAAAAAAGACGAUAGGGAGUGGGAUGCGGACUCGGACUGCGAGUCCGUAUCCAGUGAGGAAACUGCGGGAGACUUCACAGUCCCCCGCAGCAAGAAGGACCACAGAGUCGAGGCCUUCCUCAAGAGGAAGGCGGACGACCUGGGGUCUUCCUCCGGUGGUCGCGGAGCUUCGGCCAAAAAGGCCGAUAGGAGGCUCGUUCGCGAGAGGGGCAACGAAGGAGACCACCAGAGCUCCUCUGAGGAGGACGCAUCGGCCUUCGGCUCUGACCGGGAGAGGAGGGCGGACUUCGCGAAGACAGUGGAGUCCGCCUUCAGAGAGGUGACCCUUAAGAGAAAGAAGGCCAAUCGUAAUAGCGCGAUUGAGGCCGCUACCGCCUCCAUCACCGCUGCAGCGGUGAGCAACUUUGGCUUGGCUCCCAAGAGCGAGCUGGCCAAGUUGCAGGAGCAGGUAGCUCGCCUCACGGCCAACUUGGGGUCUCUCGUAGAGGAGAAUAGAUGUCUCCGGGCGAAGAUAGAAAGGAUGCGCGAGCAGGAGGCGGAGCGAAGCGGGGCCACCCCGCGGCAACCGCAGUCCUCUCCAGGGGAGAGCCAGGUUCUGGCCCUGGUUCGGCGGGAGAUGGCGGCCUUCCAGGCUCGCUUCUCCGUCUUGGAGGGCAGAGUUCUGCGCCCUCCCCUCGCGGCGCCGAAGCCCCAAGCAGCCCAAAGGGCCUCUUAUGCAGCUGCGGCAGCAUCGGCACCGAGCGAACCCCCCGCCGCGGCGCCGAUCGGACCGCCCAGGAGGGCAGCCGCCCAGCCGAAGCCAAAGGCUGCAACGGCGGUCCGGGCUCAGAGGACCCCGAUGCCACCCCCAGCACCGGUCCCAUCGUCAUCACCAGUGGCGAGACGCCCCCCAAAGCCGACUCCGUCAGCGACUACUUCCCCUCCCACUCAAUCCGAGUGGCAGGUGGUGGGGGAGAAGAAGAAGAGAGGGAAGGCGGCCAGAAAGAAAGCCCAAAGGCAGCGCCGCAAGGAGCGAGCCGUCGCGGCUCAACUACGCGCCCCUAAGACCGCGGCUGUGGUGCUCACACUACAGCCGGACGCGGUCAAGAGGGGCGUAUCGUACCGCGACGUGCUCGCUAAGGCAAAGGAGGCGGUGGACCUAGCUGAGCUGGCGCCACGCCGCACUGCACUGCAUGUGCGGCUGCUGGAAGGCCAGCCGAACACCGGGUGCAAGACCUGUACCCCACCCGUCAAGACCAGGGGCAAGGGUCGGCCGUCCAUCGUCGCCACAGCCGCCAUCUACGCGGUGGCCACUGCCGCAGCUCCCGCGGCCGCCGCCACCUCCGGCGAAGUCGCUGCUGCUGCUGCUGCCGCGGUGCCCGCUCCUGGGCCUGAAGAGGAGGAAGACGUGAUGGAAUUCUAA